This is a messenger RNA of Strongyloides ratti, 3720 nucleotides long. Its product is annotated as WD40 repeat and Small-subunit processome, Utp21 domain and Quinonprotein alcohol dehydrogenase-like superfamily domain and Alpha/beta hydrolase fold-3 domain and WD40/YVTN repeat-like-containing domain and WD40-repeat-containing domain-containing protein. Gene Ontology annotation, biological process: rRNA processing. Lineage: Eukaryota; Metazoa; Nematoda; Chromadorea; Rhabditida; Strongyloididae. The coding region runs from base 1 to 3720 and encodes 1239 amino acids. Gene Ontology annotation, molecular function: hydrolase activity; protein binding. The record is from RefSeq and is a predicted model, not a curated record. The transcript is spliced from 6 exons. Gene Ontology annotation, cellular component: Pwp2p-containing subcomplex of 90S preribosome; small-subunit processome.
AUGGUUUUGUUACCACAAGUACCAAAAAAUAUAUGUAAUAGAAAUGUAGUUUCUGCCCUUGAAUUUUUUAUCAGAUUAGGAAAUAUGUAUUUGGGAGAUGUUGUUGAAGUUGUUGGAGGACCUAAAAGAAGAAAUGAUUGGAUACGCCUACUAGCCAGUUCAUUUAUAAUUUUUCAAGCAACACAACCAUUUAAAAAACAUUUAAAAAUUACAGAACGUAAAUUUGGAGGAAUAUCAUGUAGAAUUUAUACUCCAACAGAACAAUUUAAAAAAUCAAAUGCAUGUUUAAUUUACGUUCAUGGUGGAGCAUGGUGUAUAUUAAAAGCUCAUCACUUUGAUUAUAUUAUGUCAGCACUUGUCAAAAAUUGUGGUUGCACCAUAAUAUCGAUAGAUUAUACAUUAGCACCAGAUAAAAUUUUUCCAAAUAGUUUUAAUGAAUGUUGGAAAGCGAUUCAAGAUAUUUGUGAAAAUUUUCAUAGUGAUUUGAAAAUUGAUAAAAGAAAAAUAGCAAUUUUUGGUGAUAGUGCUGGUGGAAACUUGGCUGCUGCAUUAGCAUUAAAAUCUUCCAGAACAGGUAAAAAUUACUUCAAGUGUCAAAUAUUGGUUUAUCCUGUGACAUCAUGUUUAGACUUUCAAAAUUCAAGUUAUAAAGAAUAUUAUAAAGAAUACAAUGGGACAGGAUUAUUAAAUCCAGAAUGUAUGGCAAGAUGGAUGCUUUUGUAUCUAGGGAUACCUGCAACAAGGAGUAAUGUUAAGAAAGUUAUGAAGAAUCAACAUAUAAGUGAACAAUUAAAAAAGGAUUUCUUAUUAAAAAGUGAAUCUUUAAAUGGUUGUGAUAAACAAUUAAGUGAAACAUUUGAAAAAUUUGCAAGGAAUCCAGAUUUUUGCCCUAUUUUGUCAAAUGACUUACAUCUAUUACCAAAAACAUUAGUAAUAACGUCAGGUUUUGAUAUUUGUCGUGAUGAGGGAAUAGAAUAUUAUAAAAAGUUACAAAAUGCUGGUGUUUAUGCAGAAUGGAAACAUUUUCCAACAUCAUUUCAUGGCAUUUUAAAUCUUGCUGGCAGUAAAACACAAAAAAAUUUGGACAGAAUUGGUGUACUUUAUAUAGCAGUUGAAAAUACUAUAAAUGUAUAUAGUUUACGUCCAAUUAAAUUUAGACAUAACACAACACCAUGUAAAAAUAUUAUUACUCAUGUUGUUGUUCAUAAAAAAAAAUUAUAUGUUGUUAGUGGAGAUGAAUUAUUAGUUUAUGAACAAAAAAAAUUGUGUGUUAAUUCAUUAAAAUUACAAGAAAAAGUUGUUAGUAUUGUACCAGUUGGGAAUGUUAUAAGUAUUGUGUACAUAAAUGGAGAUAUUACUACUUAUAACUUAGAUGAUUUUGAAAUUUUAUCUAAUAUUUCUUCUCCAGAUGAUUUUAUACCUACAAUUGCUAUACAUCCACAAACAUAUGAAAAUAAAAUUUUAAUUGGUUCUGAUAGUGGUAAACUUCGUCUUGUAAAUACAAAAAAAGGAAAAUUAGUUCAUGAAUUUCAAAGAAUUAAAAUGUCAAAUUCUAAAAUUACAUGUAUGGCUCAAUCUCCAGCUAUUGACAUUAUUGCUUUUGGAUUUACAUGUGGAUUAAUAACACUUCGAAAUAUAAGGCUUGAUGAAAUUAUUAUGACUUUUCAACAAGAUGGUCAAAUAACGGGAAUUACUUUUAGAAAUGAUGGUGUUGAUUCAAUGAUUACAACAUCAGAUGAAGGUUCAAUUGCUGUAUGGAAUUUAGAUGAGGAAAGUCUUGUUGGAAUAACUACUUCUGCACAUGAGGGAAAAAUAGUAAAAGUUGAAGCAUUAAAUGGUCAACCAUUUUUAUUAACAUCAGGAAAUGAUAAUAGAAUAGUAAAAUGGUCAUUUGAUGAAAAUCAAAGUCUUCCUGAAGCACAUACAGUUAUUGAAGGUCAUGGAAAACCAAUGACCUUUGUAAAAUAUUUAGAUGAUAGAAUAAUGAUAUCAUCUUCUUUAGAUGGAACAUUACGACGAAAUAGUGCUAAAGGACCAUUAUUUUUUAAAAGAAUGGGACGUGGAGAGUUUCAAAAGAAAAAAUAUGUUGGAAAAGAUAGUUAUCAAAAAAGUUUACUCAAUCCAAUUGUUGAAAUUGCUGGAAAUAUGGCCAGAGAAUCUGUUUGGGAUAAUAUAAUAUGUCGACAUGAAGAUUCUCCUUUUGUUAGUUGUUGGAGUACAAGAAAAGACACACAAGGUAGACAUUUAUUAUUUCAAGAUGUAUUUUUCAAUAAUCCUAUUUAUGCUGGAAUAAUAGCUACAGCAAUAUGUGUCUCAAAUUGUGGAAAUUUUGCAUUUGUUGGAUAUUCAACAGGUCAUGUUAAUUGUUAUAACAUUCAAUCAGGACAAUUUAAAUGUUCAUUUGUUGAUAAAUCUUUAGGUGAAAAAAAUGUAGCUACACAAGGACCAGUUAUUGGUGUUGCUGUUGAUGUUUCAUCAAAAAGAAUUGUUGUUGCUUCUCAAAGUGGAAUGAUAAGUUUUUAUGAGAGACAUUCAAAAUCAAAUCUUUCAUGUAAAAUGAAUAGUACAUCGAGUAUUGAAAAAAUAUCACUUCAUUCAGGAAAUAAUUUAUUAGCAGUUGCUUCUACAGAUGGACAUAUAUCAUUAAUAGAUACAAUAAAUUAUAGUGUUGGUAGAAAAUUUGUUGAUGCUCAUAAAAAUUGUAAAAUUACAGCAAUUGAACAAUCUCCAGAUGGAAAAUGGCUUGUAAGUGCAGAUGAUAAAAAUAAAAUAAAAGUAUGGGAUCUUGUUGUUUCGGAGUUGAUUGAUAUCAUCGUUCUUCCACAUUUUUGUACAGGUUUAUCAUUUUCUCCUGAUGGUGCUUAUUUAAGUACCAUUUUAAAUGAAAAAAAUUAUGUUUUUGUUUGGUCAAAUAGAACAUAUUAUGAUGAUAACAUUUUAAUAAAACCAAUUCGAGAUUAUAAUACAUUACCAACAAAUGUUGUGUCUCUUCCUCAAUUUGAGAUGGCACCAAUUUUUGAAGAAGAUGAAUUUAUUGCCCAAUUUGAUGAGGUAAUGGAUUGUACAACAGAGAAUGCUGAAGUUACUAGAAAUGAUGAUUUAUUAAAGUUAUCCGGAUACCCUGAAACUAAGUGGGCAAAUCUUCCUUAUUUAGAUGUUAUUAAAGAAAGAAAUAAGCCAAAAAAUGCUUUGAAGAAACCAAAGAAUGCACCAUUUUUCCUUCCAUCUAUUCAAACAAUAAAUGGAUUUGAAUUUGUUGCUCCCGAAGAUAAUAGUGCUGAGUAUGAAAAGAAAAUUGCAAUUAAACGUAAAAAUUUAGAAUUACUAACUGCAUAUGCUUCACAAUUAUUAAAUUGUCAAAGCGAUGAAGAUUUGUUAUCAGCUUUUGAGACUCUACGGAAUAUGAGUGUAUCUUCAAUUCAAUAUCAAAUUAAGUCCCUUCCUUAUGAUAGUUUACAUAAAUUUUUUAAUAUGAUGACUUUAAUUUUAAGUAAGAGAAUUGAUAUAGAACUUGUGGAACAUUAUGUGGCUCUUUGUAUAAAAGAACAUAGAUCUUAUUUGUGGAGUGAUGAGGAGGCACAAGAUGACAAAAGUAUUAAUAAUCUAACAAAAGCUAUUGAGGAUUACAUGAUAAUGAAUGAGCAAGUUUAUGGGGAAUUUAAAAAAGUUGUCCCACAUGUAUCAUCAUUACUAAAAUGGAUUAAAUGUUCCACUGUUUAA